AUGGCACGCCACGUCCCCGCGACAGCGUGCGAGGCGGGGGUGUACCGGGAGUGCCUCAAGAACCACGGGGCGAGCCUGGGCGGGCACGCCCUGGACGGGUGCGGCGAGUUCAUGCCGUCGCCGGAGGCCGACCCCGCUGACCCGGCCUCGCUCCGGUGCGCUGCCUAUGGGUGCCACCGCAACUUCCACCGCCGGCUCCCCGAGGUGCCGCCCUCGCCGCCCCUCCUCAUGCUGCCUCCUCCCUUUCCUGCGCAGCCAGCUCCGGUGCCGCAACACGUGAUGCAUGAGGCGGUGGAGGACCGCCUGUCGGCCGCCUUCGAUGACGACGAGACCGACGAGUCGGACGAGGGGUCGGACUUCGACGAGGAUUGCCCGCUGUCGCCGCUACCGGCGCCGGCGAUGGGGCUGCCGGGAUACCUCCAGCCGACACCGCACAUGCUCCUCGUGCUGAGCACCGGCGCGCUGGGUGCCUCGAUCCCCGCGGUGGUGCCGAGGCUGCCGGCCUCCCUAGGCCCGAUGCCGGCACCAGGCGCCGCUUCGACGGCGGCGCGGAAGUGGUUCCGCACCAAGUUCAGCCCGGAGCAGAAGCAGCGGAUGCAGACGCUGUCGGAGUGGCUGAGGUGCCAUUUGCAGAUGGUGCGAGCUUCUUCAUCGAUUCAGGCGGCGAGCUCGUCCAUGGACGCGGCAGCAAGCUGCUUCAUCGAUUUCGGCGGCGCGAGCUUGAUUCCAACGGCACGAGCUUUGUCCCUCUCCUCCGGCCGCGCUUACCCCGUGCCGCAGCAUCGCUCAUGCCAGGUCGCGGCCGUCACCUACCUCGCGCUGCCGCACCGCAAGCCUAGACCACCUCCCGUGCGGCCGUCGCCGAUGCUGACCGCGCGUCGUCACCCUCGAGAUCAAAAAUUCAAAGGGUAG
This is a messenger RNA of Setaria italica (foxtail millet), 912 nucleotides long. Its product is annotated as zinc-finger homeodomain protein 10-like. Gene Ontology annotation, molecular function: transcription cis-regulatory region binding; DNA-binding transcription factor activity. The record is from RefSeq and is a predicted model, not a curated record. Lineage: Eukaryota; Viridiplantae; Streptophyta; Magnoliopsida; Poales; Poaceae. The transcript is spliced from 4 exons. Gene Ontology annotation, cellular component: nucleus. The coding region runs from base 1 to 912 and encodes 303 amino acids. Gene Ontology annotation, biological process: regulation of developmental process; regulation of DNA-templated transcription.